This is a messenger RNA of Scheffersomyces stipitis CBS 6054, 1757 nucleotides long. RefSeq names its product chaperonin-containing T-complex subunit (gene CCT4). Gene Ontology annotation, molecular function: ATP binding; ATP-dependent protein folding chaperone; ATP hydrolysis activity. The transcript has a single exon. The record is from RefSeq and is a predicted model, not a curated record. Gene Ontology annotation, biological process: protein folding. Lineage: Eukaryota; Fungi; Ascomycota; Pichiomycetes; Serinales; Debaryomycetaceae. Gene Ontology annotation, cellular component: chaperonin-containing T-complex. Bases 156 to 1757 code for a protein of 533 amino acids.
GUGCUGUUAAUUUGUCUGUAAGAAUAAAAGAUACACAGUCUGAAGUGUAGAGCUAGAAAUCGCUAAUUCUCGAAGUCACACAAUUUCAAAGUUCAAUUCAAAGUCAAAUUCUCAAGCAAUUCUCAAACUUUUCACUUAUCAUAUCCAUUCACACCAUGUCUGCCCAAGUAGCCCCACUCGUGGCUCCAUCCAACGCCACUUUCAAAGACAAGGAAAAGCCGCAAGAAGUCAGAAAGGCAAACAUCCUCGCUGCGCGUGCCGUAUCCGAUGCCAUCAGAACAUCGUUGGGCCCCAAAGGAAUGGAUAAAAUGAUCCGCACCAAGACAGGCGAAAUCAUCAUCUCUAACGACGGUGCUACUAUAUUGAAACACAUGGCUGUUCUCCACCCAGCUGCCAGAAUGUUGGUGGAUGUAAGUGCAGCCCAGGAUGUAGAAGCUGGUGAUGGAACCACAUCUGUAGCCAUCUUGACGGGUUCCUUGUUGGGAGCUGCUGAUAGAUUGUUGAAUAAAGGUAUCCACCCUACGUUGAUUGCCGAGUCCUUCCAGCGUGCAGCUCACAGAGCAACCGAAGUCUUGUUGGACAUGUCGACUAAAAUUUCUCUUGAUGACAGAGAGCAGUUGAUUCGCGCUGCAUCCACUUCGUUAUCGCUGAAGAUUGUAUCCCAAUUCUCGUCAUUUUUGUCACCUUUGGCUGUAGACUCUGUGCUUAAAGUGAUUAACGAAGAAGGUAACAAUGUAGACUUGAAUGACAUCAGAUUGAUCAAGAAAGUAGGUGGUACUAUCGAUGAGACCGAGCUAGUCAGUGGUGUUGUCUUGACCCAGAAUGUAGUCAAGAACGCUGGCGGACCUACCAGAAUAGAGAAGGCACGCAUCGGCUUAGUUCAGUUCCAGAUAUCGCCUCCUAAGCCUGAUAUGGAGAACAAUGUGGUAGUAAAUGACUACAGACAAAUGGACAAGAUCUUAAAAGAAGAAAGAGCGUACUUGUUGAACAUCUGCAAGAAGAUCAAGAAGUCCAAGUGUAAUGUGCUAUUGAUCCAGAAGUCGAUCUUGAGAGACGCUGUCAAUGACUUGGCUCUCCAUUUUCUUUCAAAGUUGAACAUCUUGGUAGUAAAGGACAUCGAGAGAGACGAAAUAGAGUUCUUGGCCAAGUCUACCGGUUGUAAGCCCAUUGCUGACAUCGACAACUUCACCGAGGACAGACUAGGUUCAGCUGAUCUUGUAGAAGAAAUCGAAAGUUCGGGCUCCAAGAUUGUCAAGAUCACAGGCAUAACUUCAAAAAACAUAAAACCUACUGUUUCUGUCAUCGUCAGAGGAGCCAACCACUUGGUUUUAGACGAAGCUGAAAGAUCUAUCCAUGAUGCAUUGUGUGUUGUGAGAUGUUUGGUCAAGGAAAAGGCUCUCAUUGCUGGUGGAGGUGCCCCAGAAGUUGAAGUGUCUCGAAUUUUGACCAAGGAAGCCACCAAAUUGUCUGGUGUUGAGCAGUUUGUCUACCAGGAAUUUGCUCAAGCUUUAGAAGUGAUUCCUACCACUUUAGCCGAAAAUGCUGGUUUGAAUCCAAUCAAUGUCGUUACCGACUUGAGAAACAGACACGAAAAUGGUGAAAAGAAUGCCGGUAUUUCUGUCAGAAGAUCCGGUGCUUCCAACACAUAUGACGAACAUGUGUUGCAACCAGUUUUGGUCAGCACCAGUGCCAUCUCGUUGGCAGCUGAAUGCGUCAAGUCCAUCUUGAGAAUUGACGAUAUCCAAUUCAGUCGUUAA